Arabidopsis thaliana (thale cress) is the source of this 1493-nucleotide messenger RNA. RefSeq names its product histone-lysine N-methyltransferase ASHH4 (gene ASHH4). Gene Ontology annotation, molecular function: histone methyltransferase activity. The coding region runs from base 146 to 1012 and encodes 288 amino acids. Gene Ontology annotation, biological process: chromatin remodeling. The record is from RefSeq and is marked reviewed. Gene Ontology annotation, cellular component: nucleus; chromosome, centromeric region. Lineage: Eukaryota; Viridiplantae; Streptophyta; Magnoliopsida; Brassicales; Brassicaceae. The transcript is spliced from 11 exons.
CCGUUACGUCUUUUCACUCUCUGCAAAUCGGAUCCGCCACUACAAAUUCAUCAUCAUCCUCGUCUUCUUCUUCUCUUCAAAUAUUAGGCUUUGAAAAGUUUCAACAUCAAAUUUAGAUCUUUCCCAAUUAAUCCGGUCUAUUGCCAUGUCUUCCUCGAAGAAGGGUUCCGAUCGGAAUCAAAUCAGGAAGUCGUUGAGGAAGUUAAAAAAGCAGAUUGGGGAAUUGGAGAAACUUGAAUCUCCGGAUCGGUUGAAUAAUGUGAAGCCUAUCUUCAUCAAGCGCAAUAUAUACUUGAAGAAGAAACUCAAGAAGAAAGUUAAGGAUCAUGGCAUAUUCUGUUCUUGCUCCUUGGAUCCUGGUUCUUCAACUCUUUGUGGCAGCGAUUGCAAUUGUGGGAUUCUACUCUCAAGCUGUUCGUCUAGUUGCAAAUGCAGUAGUGAAUGCACCAACAAGCCGUUCCAACAACGACAUAUCAAGAAGAUGAAGUUAGUUCAGACAGAGAAAUGUGGAUAUGGGAUUGUAGCAGAUGAAGAUAUCAACUCAGGAGAGUUUAUCAUUGAAUAUGUGGGAGAAGUUAUUGACGACAAGAUUUGUGAAGAAAGGCUUUGGAAGCUGAAUCAUAAGGUCGAGACAAAUUUCUAUUUGUGUCAGAUAAACUGGAACAUGGUGAUUGAUGCUACUCACAAGGGUAAUAAAUCAAGAUACAUCAAUCACAGCUGCAGUCCUAACACAGAGAUGCAGAAAUGGAUAAUUGAUGGCGAGACAAGAAUCGGCAUUUUUGCUACCCGUUUCAUAAACAAAGGCGAGCAGUUGACUUACGAUUACCAGUUUGUUCAGUUUGGUGCAGAUCAAGAUUGCUACUGUGGUGCAGUGUGUUGCAGAAAAAAGCUAGGUGCAAAACCUUGCAAAACUAAGAACACAACCUUAGAAGAAGCUGUGAAGCCAGUGGCAUGUAAAGUGACCUGGAAAACGCCCAAGGGAAAAACUCGAGGGAGACGCAUUGCUGGUUAGUAUUAAUUAUUUGGCUCGAUUAUCGACAAGCUUCUCAAUUCAGAGGUAAGAGAAACCAAUUUGGAUGCGUCAGGACAAGCUUGGAACAAUCAUAGCCAGAGGAAAAUAUGUUGCCGGGACUGCAUUGGUGCGGUGAUCUGGUUAGCACGUCCCAUGAACCAAAAGUGUUUUGGAAUCAUUACACAAUAUGAUGAGUUUUAAAUAAGCACUUGGUCAUGUAUGAGGAUGGUGUUACCGAGAUCAUCGACAUGUGCAGAGAAGUUUGGAAGGUUGUAACUGCUUGAUAUUGUGACUGUUCCAAGUCUGAUUUCAUUCCCUUACAUAGGAUUACACUUGAAUUGUCAAGAAAUUUUGUAACCAACCAAACCGUGUCGGUUGGCAAAUAGGUUUAGACUUUGUUGUUGUAUGUAUCCAACUUGAAUCAGUAGUUCAGUAGUACAUUACACUGUAUGUGGAAUCUUUGGACCAAAUAAAGAAAAGU